Molecule: messenger RNA, 870 nt
Organism: Suillus discolor
Lineage: Eukaryota; Fungi; Basidiomycota; Agaricomycetes; Boletales; Suillaceae
Exons: 8
Coding region: 1-870 (289 amino acids)
Biological process (GO): sphingolipid biosynthetic process
Cellular component (GO): endoplasmic reticulum membrane
Molecular function (GO): 3-dehydrosphinganine reductase activity
Source: RefSeq, a predicted model, not a curated record
AUGUUUUCGUGGAGUCCGAGGGGGUUGCACGUCUAUAUCACAGGCGGCAGUCAAGGUAUCGGACUUGCACUCGCUAAACUCGUCGCGCAGAAAGGUGCCCACGUCUCUAUAGUAGCAAGAACCAAAAGCAAACUCAACGAUGCUUUAAAAGAGCUUGAAGCCAAUCUCCAAAGCCCAGACCAAGUCUUCAAAACCUUUUCCUUCUCCCUCGACACCGCAGAGGAGUCUGCUGCCGCUUUCCAAGCUGCUAGCGAUGCCCACAGUGGCAAAGUCCCAGAUGCCGUUUUCGCAUGUGCAGGUGCUGCAAAACCGAUGUACCUCCUUGAAAUGCAGCCAGAGGACCUCUCAAGUGGAAUGACGAAUGGGUACUGGAUACAGGCGUGGACCGCAUUCGCUGCUGCUAAACAAAUGGUGCGCGAGAAUAAGAAGGGGAAGAUCGUGCUGGUGUCUUCGACGCUUGGAUAUAUGUCUUUGGUUGGAUAUUCUUCGUAUUCGCCUGCAAAGCAUGCUCUGCGUGGACUGGCUGAUUCAUUGCAUUCAGAACUAAUGAUGUAUGGCAUCGAUACUCAUAUCUUCUUCCCUCCGACAAUGUAUACCCCUGGGUUCGAAGAAGAAAACAAGAUGAAGCCGGCUAUUACUAGAACGAUUGAGUACGUCGUCUCAUCUGACUACAGCCACAACUUUAACCCAACGUUUGGCCUGCUUGUUCCGAGCUUCAAUGCUAGAAGCAACGCUGCUCUCGAUUUCGUGUUGGAUUUGGUUGCUCUUUCAUCUUGGUACACCCGCCGACCAACCAUUCCCGCCAUCUACCCCGCCGCUGAACUGCACCAGCUGACUUCCCCAAAAACAGCACCUGCAUUCUUGGAUUAG